This is a messenger RNA of Dendroctonus ponderosae (mountain pine beetle), 1962 nucleotides long. RefSeq names its product sodium-dependent noradrenaline transporter. Gene Ontology annotation, cellular component: neuron projection; presynaptic membrane; neuronal cell body membrane. The transcript has 11 exons. Lineage: Eukaryota; Metazoa; Arthropoda; Insecta; Coleoptera; Curculionidae. Gene Ontology annotation, molecular function: dopamine:sodium symporter activity. Gene Ontology annotation, biological process: dopamine uptake involved in synaptic transmission; sodium ion transmembrane transport. Bases 94 to 1785 code for a protein of 563 amino acids. The record is from RefSeq and is a predicted model, not a curated record.
CUUCAUUGAGUUACCCAGGCCUAUUGAAAAUGUAUCAAUAAACUGUUAAUUCUGGGUUUGUUUUUAGGUGCAUUUUUGAUACCCUAUACGCUUAUGUUAGUGUUCGGUGCCGUGCCACUUUUUUAUAUGGAAUUAAUCUUAGGCCAAUUUAAUAGACAAGGACCAAUUAGCCUAUGGAGGAUAUGCCCACUUUUCAAAGGAGUGGGAUUCUGUGCAGUUUUAGUCGCAUUCUACGUUUCGUUUUAUUACAAUGUGAUCUUAGCCUGGGCCCUCUACUACUUGGGAUCGAGCAUAUCAGCCGAACUCCCCUGGAUGCACUGCAACAACUCCUGGAACACUGAGCAAUGUUGGGAGCUGAGGUCGCUCAAUGAAACCAACAGGUCCAUGAGUUUGGUGCUAAACGAGACUCUGAAAAACAGCAAACACACUCCGGCUUUUGAGUUUUUCCAUCGUGCGGUACUGGAAAUGCAAUGGAGCGACGGGCUGCACGAAAUGGGUUAUCCAAAGUGGCAGCUGGUGGUCUGUCUGAUCCUCAUCUACUGCCUCCUUUAUGUGUCGUUGUUCAAGGGAGUGAAGUCUUCCGGUAGGAGAACAGUUUCCGUCAUAAGGAAACACCAACUUUGUCAGUUUUCAGGAAAAGUCGUCUGGGUAACAGCCACCAUGCCUUAUGUGGUUCUCAGCAUCCUACUGGUCAGAGGGUUGAUGCUUCCAGGGGCUUUAGGCGGGAUUUCCUACUAUCUUCAGCCGGAACUUUCAAAGCUGAAAGAAACUCAGGUUAGGAUGCCCUCACCCCCGAGAGAAUUUCAGGAAAAUCGCGCCUAUUCUAUAUUUCAGGUUUGGGUGGAUGCAGCCGUUCAAAUAUUCUACUCGGUUGGGGCGGGCUUUGGAGUGCAUCUCUCUUAUGCCAGCUACAACACCUUCCAUAACAAUUGCUACAGAGAUUGCAUAAUUACAACAGUUGUAAACUGUUUCACAAGUUUCUUCUCUGGGUUCGUCAUAUUCACCUACUUGGGCUACAUGUCCCAUAAGCAAGGAGUCGAUAUUAAAUACGUGGCGACCGAAGGUCCAGGACUAGUGUUCCAAGUCUAUCCGGAGGCGGUGGCCACUUUGCCUGGAUCCCAUUUGUGGUCGGUGCUCUUCUUUUUCAUGUUGAUCAUGUUGGGAGUGGACUCAGCGAUGGGAGGGUUGGAAUGCGUCAUCACCGGUUUAAUGGACGAGUUCUCCAGCUUCUUCAGACAGAGGAAAUACGCCAGGGAGAUCUUCACGUUGAUUGUGAUCUUGACCUCUUUCUCCGUGGCGCUGAUCAAUGUGACCCCAGGAGGAAUCUACAUGUUUCACUUAUUCGACACUUACUCUGCAGGAAUAUCACUGCUGUGCUCUGCUCUGUUUGAAGCCAUUGCAGUGUCCUGGUUCUACGGCUUGGAUAGAUUAACACAGGACGUUGAAGCUAUGCUAGGCAUGAAGCCAGGCAUCUACUGGCGGGUUUGCUGGAAGUUCAUCAGUCCGAGCUUCAUUGUGUGCGUUGUUAUGUUUGGGUUGUUGUACCAUCAGCCACUGGUUUACAACGAUUAUUCUUAUCCCAACUGGGCGGAAUGGGUCGGCUGGUCGCUUGCCCUCAGUUCCAUAAUGAUGAUUCCUUUAGGAGCGAUUAUCCAGCUGUGCAAAACUCCUGGAUCUUUUAAGGAGAGAGUGGCUCUCUCAAUAUCGCCGGUUGAAGAGCACGAGGAAAUCAGGAGGAGCAAGCUGGUGAGACGGUUUAGAGCCAAACAUUGGUUCUACAUUUAAGCGAGUAGGUUAAUUAUUGCAGGUCGUUUUUGUGCGUUGUUCUAGUCAGGUAUUUUCUUGUUGUUGUUGAGUAAAGUAGUUGGAAAAUGAUUUUUGAUUAACCUAAGUAUUUAGAUCGACAGUGUAAUAACGUGUAUAGUAAAACUGAAUUUUUAUAAAAUCACAAAUACGUAUCGG